Molecule: messenger RNA, 6006 nt
Organism: Hemicordylus capensis (graceful crag lizard)
Lineage: Eukaryota; Metazoa; Chordata; Lepidosauria; Squamata; Cordylidae
Gene: LIN28A
Product: lin-28 homolog A
Exons: 4
Coding region: 1-621 (206 amino acids)
Molecular function (GO): nucleic acid binding; zinc ion binding
Source: RefSeq, a predicted model, not a curated record
AUGGGGUCUGUUUCUAACCAGCAGUUUGCAGGUGGCUGCGCCAAGGCGGGCGAAGAAGAGCCCACGGGGGACUCGCCCAGGCCAGACGAGGAAAGCCAGCCGCUCCUGCAUGGCGCCGGGAUCUGUAAAUGGUUCAACGUGCGGAUGGGCUUCGGCUUCCUCUCCAUGACCACCAAGGAAGGCAUCGCCCUUGAAUGCCCCGUGGAUGUUUUUGUGCAUCAGAGCAAACUGCACAUGGAAGGCUUCCGCAGCCUGAAGGAAGGAGAAGCCGUCGAAUUCACCUUCAAGAAGUCCUCUAAAGGUUUGGAGUCCAUCAGAGUGACUGGUCCAGGAGGCGUGUUCUGCAUCGGCAGUGAAAGGAGACCGAAGGGGAAAAACCUCCAGAAGCGCAGGUCAAAAGGAGAUCGAUGUUACAACUGUGGCGGUCUGGAUCAUCAUGCCAAAGAAUGCAAACUCCCACCGCAGCCAAAGAAGUGCCACUUCUGCCAAAGCAUCACCCACAUGGUUGCCAACUGCCCUGUCAAAACGCAGCAAUCGCCUAGUUCUCAGGGAAAGCCCGCCUACUUCCGGGAGGAGGAGGAAAUGCACAGCUCACCCCUUCUUCCUGAAACCCGGGAAUGAUGUCAGGAAAUCAGUAGGGGACCUACUGAAUCAACAGGCUUCAGGGCAUAGAGUCAGCAAAAAGGGGGAGCAAUGAACAGCCUCUACCUCCAGGCUUAGGGGGCAGGUCCUGGGAAGGGGGGCAGCAGCUCUUAAACAUAAAAAUUGGCAGAGGGAACGGCUGGACAAACUGUACGUUGAGGCAGCCCUCUUCCCCUCUUUUCAGCUUGGGACAGGGCCUGCGAAUUCUUUGCUCAAAAGUUCAAUUCCUGGAAAGAGGGGAGCGCGCAGCACCUUCAUAACCUUUGCUUCCUCCACCUUUCCCAAGAUCGCUGAAUCAUCAUAAUUUUUAAAAAAGCUGAGAAUUUUGAUCUUGGGCUAGGGUCCUCGUAGCAGAUGGAUAGCGGGAUAAUGGAGUAGAGUCUUUUGCACCCUCUAACCCAUUGUGGCUGCAUUCCUAUGGAAAGUCUCAAAAGUGACAACAGAAGAAGCAAAGGUUAGAGCAUUGUGCUCCCUAAGUCAAGGUUUUUAGAGCCAGUCACAAACUACUGGAAGGCAUGUUUUCCCGCUCCACAAGGGAUUGCAAGACUGGAGGAAUUAGAGUUGCUCAGGACCCUUCCUUCAGACCUUACCUAAAGUUUAUCUUUUUUCUGAGCUCUGGGGAUCACAAACCAUAUGUAUUGUGGCCUCUGCCACCCAAAAUAUACCAUAUAUAAUGUGGCCUCUUCCACCCCAAAUCUCUCCUCCAUGUCUGAGCAGGGAUUCAUCUUGUCCAUGUUGGGAAAUGUGGACCUGUCCAAUUCAUGGUUCAUAUAUGGUGAAAGGAGAGUUGAAAAAGAAGCACACCCUCAGAUACAACAGGCAGGCUGGUAUAGUCUAUGCUCACAGCCAGAACAGAUCUGGACACAGUCCUAGCCUCUCUUUGGUGUAUCUGUGUUCUCUCUUUCGUAUCCCAACUGUGGCCACAAUAAAAAAAUUAACACACACAACAUGCAAUUUGGUUUAUCUUGGACAUGUUUUGGUUCCCAGAAGCCUAAAGGAGAAUUCUACACACAACCCUAAGUGCCAGUUUUAAGCAGAAGCCCAUGAAUUUCAGUCUAUCCUUUUGCUUUUGGUUUUAAACACGCCGCCUCACCAUCAGGUAAAAGCUGCUGCUCCCUUUCCUUUCCUGGUUCCCCCAUUUCUGCCUUUAAUUUAUUUUGGUCCCGUGGACAGCCUGGGCUUGCCAUGCGUGACACGGGUGGGCUUCCCUGUCUGCUCUGAAGCCGUGAUGUGAAAGAAAGCUGCACUAUGACGUGCGUGUAUGACGUAUCUUUGGGUUUGUUUUUUCUUUUCUUUUCUUUUUUUUUUUUCAUUUUUGGGGGUCAUUUAAAAAAAUAUAAAUAUUCUGUUUUGUAUUUUUGUAUAUUUUAAUCUGUAAGAGGAUGAACAGAAGAAAAAGAAGAAAAAGAAAAGGACAUGAUUACUGCAAUGUUUUCUCAGGUAUUCUCGUACAUCUCAGGGAUGGAAGAGCCUCAGCCUUUGGGGCUGGACAGAUUGGAACUGUGUCUUUUAAAAACCUGCAUUGUUAAGUUUAACAGCACAAAGAACAAGAAAUCUGUGUUUUUAAAUUGUAUCUCUACCUUGCUGUCUGUGUACGUGGGUGGACUGUUGUUUUUAGACACUGUGUUUUGAUAGAUUCUUCUUUUCCCUCUCACUGUAUUCAUCUGGAAGAUCCCAAGAUUUAGGACACAGGCCAGUGAGAAAUUCUCCUGCACACCUGUGGUCUUGUGCAGCCUCUGUUCAUUUCAAAUAGGCUUGGUAGGACUCGGAUUGCUUAGUGGCUAAAGAAAAGUUCAGGUCUACACAUGCAGGAGAAUGAGGUGGUAAAAUGCUGAAGUGGAUGGCACACACUUUGGAUUGGUGGUGGUAUCUUCUCUUUUGAAUACUUCUUCAUGGAAGCAGCUGGGCUAGAACUUUCGGUGCUACAAAAAAAAAUUGCAGAGUUUUCCAAUAGAAAGCAUUCAAAAAUGGAAUCUCUCACUUGCAGUGUGAAGUGGUACCGUCUGUUCUACCACCUCAUUUUGUGGUGGCAAAGUUUGAGGUGGCAGAGUUCUGAAGUGGCAAAACAGACUGUGCCACUUCAGAUUCUAAAUGGGGGCACCACAUUUUUUAAUGCUGUGAAAACAGUCCUAGAAGGAGAAACCAAGCACAGCAGGAAGUGGACUGAUCUAGAAACUUCCUACACUAUGGUCUAUUUUUUUCCCUUGCAGAAAGGUUUUUUAAAACACACACACAGCAACUCCCACACUGAAAUGGUCUUGUCCACUCUAUUCCCUCAUUCUGCUGCAUGUGUAAGUUAGGCCUAAGCAUGAAGAGAGCUAAGAGGACCACAUAACCCAUGUUUCACCAUGGUUUAGGUUGCUUGACAGGGCCCCCUUCUUUGCUCCCAGACAUCCAUCCAGUCUCAACAUCUCUCUGCUGACCAGGUAGCUAUAUCAGUAUUUCAUCACUUUCAGAGUCAUCACCACCAAUGUAAUCUCAUGCCAUUCUUCUACCCUUGUGAAAUCUGUAUCUGUGGUUGUUUCCACAAGGGCGGCCUUACUGUAAAGCAAGGUGAGAUGGCAGAUGUGGAGCACUGGCAGAGUGAGAUGCAGAUGGAUUUGACCCGCAGUCCUGACCCAUAAGCCAUCAACUUUCUGCACAAGACCAUCCCUACAACCCCCAUUGAAAUAAUCUGCUGUGCUCUUUCUUAUUCCCAUCAGGCUUAUAUGGGAGAAAGCUCCCCUCUGGAUUAUGUCCCAUCUAUAAGAAGUAUAAGGGUUAGGAUGUGGUUUUGAUCUUCAACUUCAGGCAGCAAAAUGGCCUAGGCUGGCUAUGGCUUUCCAUAAAAUUCCUGCUUUCACUUGUUUUUCUACACCCAAGUUAGUUGGAGAUCCUGGGCUUCUUGUGCAUCUCUUUGAUACUACAACUUCAUUCAGACCUUCUCAAAAAGAGUACCGGUGCCCUGUUCUUUUAGCCAAAUACUGCAGGUGAAGGGCAGAAGAGAGGUUCCCAUAUUUCUCAACAACUACCUGCAAGUUUGGGGUCUUGUGUUUGUUCUUUAUUCCAUUUUAUUCUGCUGCUGAAAAUUGCUGGUUAGGUCUGUUUUGCAGCCUUAAUGGGGACCUUUAAGUGUGCAGUAGUAAUGGAAAGAUGUUGCCUUGACCUGUGGGCCCCAUUUCCAUUUGCUUCAAGCACCCUUUUAUAUCAGCUACAGUGAGAGGCUUAAGCCAAAGCUAGCUCCAAUUGUACCCCUUCAAUGUCUCAUGUUGUGAGUGAUGCCUUCUGCCUGCACAUCCCAAAGGUACUGAGAGCUUGAUGGAGUUGUAGUAAGCCAAUGAAAGAAGGCAUCUUUUUUAAAAUAGGAAAAAACCCACAUUGGAUUCCUCUUUCAAAGUUGUACAGAGAAUCACAAGCAGGAAGGAGCAGAAGAGGGGUUAGUAGUUAGUAUUGUCGGAGUAUUAUUUGGGAUCUAAGUGACAAAUUUUAGUGCAAGAUGUUCAGGGGAAUUUAAAAGCAUCACAGUGGAAUGUAGAUCUCUCUAGUUAAACAUAGCUUUAUGGUGCACCAGCUAUCUGUCAUGGGGCAGAAAUUCCCAAAGGACUCCGUCCCUUUGACUCUGAAUAGCUUUUACUAUGAAAAAAUAAAUAAAUCAUAGGACAUUGUCUAGCUCACCUAGGAAUUCCAUUUGCUUUCUCUUACUGUGUUACCUGUGAAUGUGCUAAUGUAGGAAAUAUCUGGCUGCAGGUUUACGGUCAGAAUCUAAAAUUAUCAGCACCAAGCAGUAGAAUCUGAGAGAAUGGACACCAGAUACAAUCACUUGCCUACAGCUGGGAGCUCUCUCCGUGUCCUGAUUUGUAGGAAUAGUAGAUACAGUCAGGUGGUGGGAAAUAUAUAGGAUGUAAGUUCUAAAAUAGCUAUGGUGAAUCUCUACAUAUCUACCUCAAGAGAACUUCUCUGUGUCAGUGGAGUCAAAUGCAAUAGAUUGGCAUUGGGGUUCUCAAACUUGGGAUAUUCUUGGACUACAACUCCCAUGAUGGGAGUUGAGGUCCAACCACCAGAUGUUUGACCAAGUUUGGGAGCUCCUGGGUUAUAUAAUUUGCUCUGCGUUGUUUGGGAAAGGGAUGUUUCCAAGGUCUGUCAGAAAGUUAAAAUGCUGCCCCUUCCAGUUUUGUAUCUGUCUUAAAUAAGCAUUGUUUUCCCCAUCUAUGUUUUCCCAAAUGUAAAUUUGUAACACUUUUUGGUUUCUCCAGUUUCCUCUUAGAUGAUUGUUUACAAACUUAAGAAAUAUAGCCAAAGCAUGUGAUUGGUAUUUGCACCAGAGGGGGAGGGGGUGCCCUGUUUGUACCUCACCACCUUGCAAUUGUGCCACGUGGGAGCUGGUUACGUUCUAAAGAGCCCCCUUCCUAUCUCUUCCUACAACCAAUGGGGUAAUUGGCCUUCAGAAAUAUCAGCAAUGUGUCUGUAUAAGUAAUGAGGAAUUUCCCCCCUUAGCCCUAUUGCAAGAUGGACAUCUCUGCUCUCUAGCUUGCAGGUUUAUUUUGAUUUAUCUCAGGAUUUGCGAAUGAAAGAUGGUUCCUUGGGAUCUCAUGAUUAGACGGGAUCUCAUGACCAGUCUAAUGUCAGGUAAACGGAAAACUGCGAAGGGUGUUAUGAUUACCCGGAAAAGGUUGGUGUGGGUUUCUCCCGCAGCUGUGGCCGGUUGAUGUAACAGGCAGGGUCUAGUCUCCCAAUGGCCUCAGCAGGGUUCUGGAGAUGCCUUUUGGGAGCAGGGUGGUUGUUCAUCAGCAUGACCCCAAUCUUUCUGCCACUCUGCUGGGCUACUCUGAGCUGUCACACAUCUCAUGAGAGCUCGAACUCCCACCUCGUGAAACUUCCAACUGCCCUGAGACACUAUGCUCAGUUUCCUGGCUCCCUGUCCUUCCCCUUGUGCCUCUGUGUCAGCGGCAGCCACUUUGCUGUCUCCUGCUUCUCCUGGCCAGGGGACCUUAGCGUUGCAGACCACCUGUGACGCCUGGGCCUGAGCCCCUCCCAGUCAGAGCUUGGGGAAGCCCCACCAUUGGUGAUUUCUGUUGGGCGGAGGGCCAGCCUGACAUUUACACCCACUUCACAUCUUGGAGGAGUGAUCUUGGGGGGUGAAUGUCAGGUUGGCCCCCUGCCAGCCAGAUACAGCUUACAGAUCUCUGGUUUUCAUUCACCAGACACGAGACUGGUUGUGAGAACUAGCCCUAGAAUUUCUUCUGCUCCAUCUUGCAAAUAAACCUCUGCUUAGAAUAGGCAAUAUCAUUAUCAUUUAGCCCGUGAUGGACUCUAUGCAUUAGGGGUAAUCAGUGUGAAUUUGCAUGCAGGCUUCUGCCAUGCCUGCACUCAGGGUCACUGUGGAAU